AUGGCACCAUCUCAACCCCUACCCAAAAAUUGGCCCUCUCAGAUCCCAUAUCUGAUAACCCCCACAUACUGCACAACAAUGACCCCUUCACAUCUGAAAACUCUCCGCACGCCAACUGCAGACUCGCUUCCCAUUCCCACUUCUCACACGAAAGGCCCCUCAUCCCUCGUCAAAAUUACGCCCAUCAAUGACCCUUCUCAUCCCGCCAAUGGCCAGAGUGGAUUGUUCGCUAUGAGAGACUUGAAACCUGGAACUUUCAUUUUGCAGUACAUCGGUGAAGUGCAUGCACCGAGUUCUUUGGCGGAUGAAAAGAUCAAGAGGCUGGUAGAAUGGCAUGAGAAGAGUGAUUAUGAUUUGAGUUUGGAUCGAGAGGGAGGUAUUGGGGUUGAUGCACAAGGAAAGGGGAAUGAAGCAAGGUUCAUUAACGAUUUCAGGGGGGUGACUAUUGGUGGGGAGAGGGCAAGGGUUAACGCUGAGUUUAAAGAGAUUUGGGAUAGUGGGAGGGGAGAGAGAGGUAUGGGGGUUUGGGUCCUAGGGGAGAAGGCUGGUGGAGGGAAGGGGAAGGGUGUGGGAAAGUGGAAGGGGAUUAAGAAGGGAGAGGAGAUUUUGGUUAGUUAUGGAAGAGGGUUUUGGGGAGCAAGAAGAGGAGAGGUGGAUUGGAUAGAGGCUGGGGAUGAGACAUUUGGAAACAACCUGAAGACUUGA
Molecule: messenger RNA, 705 nt
Organism: Botrytis deweyae
Lineage: Eukaryota; Fungi; Ascomycota; Leotiomycetes; Helotiales; Sclerotiniaceae
Exons: 1
Coding region: 1-705 (234 amino acids)
Molecular function (GO): protein binding
Source: RefSeq, a predicted model, not a curated record